Messenger RNA from Auxenochlorella protothecoides, 1776 nucleotides. RefSeq names its product Protein FAM63A. The record is from RefSeq and is a predicted model, not a curated record. Gene Ontology annotation, molecular function: K48-linked deubiquitinase activity; cysteine-type carboxypeptidase activity; cysteine-type deubiquitinase activity. The coding region runs from base 1 to 1776 and encodes 591 amino acids. The transcript has 8 exons. Lineage: Eukaryota; Viridiplantae; Chlorophyta; Trebouxiophyceae; Chlorellales; Chlorellaceae. Gene Ontology annotation, cellular component: cell periphery; cytosol. Gene Ontology annotation, biological process: protein K48-linked deubiquitination.
AUGGGAGCCCCUGCUACUUACCUCGUAAAGCACAUACUGUUUCGGGGCAGGAGGACGCCCAUCCUUCUUCAAGAUGUCAAUGGUCCAUGCCCUCUGAUUGCCCUGGCCAAUGUUUUGUUUCUCAGGAACAGGCUGGAGCUGCCACUGGGGGUCGGGGAGGUAUCCUCGGAUAAGAUUGUGGAGCUGCUAGCAGGCUACUUCCUGGAUGCUCAGACAUCUGCGAGCGGGCGAAAUGAGGAGCAGCAGGCAGCCCUUCAGCACCAGCUGGCAGAGACCAUGCAGCUCCUGCCCCAGCUAACAACCGGCAUAGAUGUAAAUGUCCGAUUUACAAGCAUAGGCGGCUUUGAGUUCACGAGGGAGACUGGCAUCUUUGAUCUGCUCAAUGUUCGCCUGGUGCAUGGUUGGCUCGUAGACCCCCAGGACACGGUCACCGCUCAGGCUGUCGGCCAGGCAUCCUACAACGAGCUCAUCCUGCGGGUCGUGUGCGCACUGGACGGGUCCUACGCCGCCGGGUUCACCUCAGAGGCGCCCGGCCAGGCCCCGGCGGCCAGCCAGCCUCUGCCCAUCCCAGGGCAUGGCAUCGAUGCCGCAUCACUCACAGCAGCGCUGGCCAGCGCGGCGUCUGGCGCGCCGGCCGCCUCCCCCAGCCCCGCCGACCACAAGGACAGCCUCGCAUCCGCCAUCAACUCCAUGCUGGGGGACCUGGUGAAGUCCCGGGAGCCGUUCUUUGCACUGGAUAAACCGAGCCCCGGCCCCGCCCCAGCCGAUGAGGAGCCGGCACGGCAGUCGACGCCGCCAUGGGCAGAUGCAUGCGGCGACGAUGGGCCCAGUUCCUCUGUGACGCCACGGGCUUCCCCUUUUGACGAUGUGGAGGCUCGUUUCAAGGACUUGACCGUCGCCACGGGAGUGCCAGGCCGGCAGGCUGCACAGGGCACCGUGGCCGGCAUCGACACGAGACAGGAGGCCGCCGGGGCCGCAGAAAACAAUGCAAGGCAGGGAUCUGAGGGUGCGGGUGGGACCCCAGCGCCGGCCUCUGUUGCGGCGGCCUCUGGGUCACAGCGUGAGGCGCGGCAGGUGGACGAGGAGGUGCGGCAGGCGCUCGUCAUCCAGGAUUUCCUGGAGAGCUGCCCCAGCCAGCUGACGUAUCAUGGGCUGGCCAGCCUGAUCCAGGACUUGCAGGAGGGGGAGGUGGCUGUGUUCUUCAGGAACAACCACUUCAAUGUGCUGCACAAGCAUGGCGGCCAGCUCUAUUUGCUCAUCACGGACCAGGCAAGGGCUGAGUGCAUGCGGUGGCCGGCUUGUGGCUACCAGUAUGAAUCAGACGUGGUGUGGGAGCACCUUGCGUCUGUGGACGGGGACACCUCGCUCUUCAACGCCGACUUCAAGCCUUUCCGGGUCCACUCCUUCCCAGCCCCAACUGCCGGCCGGGCCUCACCCUCCAUGCUCGCCGACAGCGACUUUGCGCUGGCCCUGCAGCUGCAGCAGGAGGAGGAAGAGAGCGAGGCGAGGGUAUGGACCCGCCGCGACCCCGGCAGGCCCCCCAUCCUGCCCCCGGCCGGCUCCUCGCCCACGGCUGGGCAGCGGGCGCAGGGGCCCCUGGCCAGCACGCACAGGCAGGCGGCAGGUGGGCCUGGCCCCAGCGCAGGCCAGGCCCAGCUGGAGGGUAGGUCCCUGACCCGGUUCUCGCCGGGCGCCUACCUGCGCCGCCCCAGUGGCGGAGGCAGGGACAAGUCGACGAAGAAGGAGAAGAAGGCCUCCGACUGCGUGGUCAUGUGA